AUGUUGACGUCGCAGGAAACCAUUCCUUCGAAUCCUCAUUCUGUGCAGAAAAAACCUGUCAAGCGGACAGAAGUUAAAAUUAACGGGGCAGGACAGAAUCUGUACUACCUCGACCCUGUUUGCCCUUAUUGCAGAGCAAAGAAAAUCGCUUGUCAUCAUCGGGCAAUGUACGACGAUUUCGGUAACCUCGUCAGAGCAGCCGAAGAGCCCCCGAAGCUCGAUGAUCCCAAGUCGGCUUCCAGCCAGCUGAAGAAGACCUUGAAAUUCAUAACACCCCUCGUGCCUGUCGGGACUGAGGGCGAGGUCGCAGCCAAAACGGAAUCAGCCUCACAGCGUCCUCGUCGAUCCAACGCUGGCAAGCGCAAGCUUGAUGAUACCUCGCUCGAGCAUACAGCACCGACCGAUUCGAAGCGUCAGAAACCAGACGGGAGGAAGCCAGCUCGCAAGCCUCGCGAAAAGACGCCAAUUCCGAUCGUAGUUGUCGAAGACACUGAAGCCGGGACGGUUUCAGUAUCUUCUCCUGGCACUGAACUUUCCAAUCCUCCUCCUGCCAAUUUCCCUCCUACUGCGACCCAGCAUGGUGGAAACAUCAAUCCUUCCAUCGACAUGGCCUGGCACAGGGGCAUGACCAAUCUUCUCGAGAAGCACAUCAGCGAAACCAUGCAGAAAUGGGAGAUGCUGCAAAGCACCAUCAUAGAGGCCGAGAAGCAAUGGGAAGAAGUUCAAAAAUCAAUGCAGGCUACAAAGAGCUUUAUGAAUGAAUGGACUUCGCGCUGGACAAUGAGCGAUGCUUUUACGUUGUAG
Talaromyces amestolkiae is the source of this 804-nucleotide messenger RNA. RefSeq lists its product as uncharacterized. The transcript is spliced from 2 exons. NCBI's taxonomy places the organism in Eukaryota, Fungi, Ascomycota, Eurotiomycetes, Eurotiales, Trichocomaceae. Bases 1 to 804 code for a protein of 267 amino acids. The record is from RefSeq and is a predicted model, not a curated record.